This is a messenger RNA of Drosophila navojoa, 1767 nucleotides long. RefSeq names its product modifier of rpr and grim, ubiquitously expressed (gene morgue). Gene Ontology annotation, molecular function: protein binding. Lineage: Eukaryota; Metazoa; Arthropoda; Insecta; Diptera; Drosophilidae. The record is from RefSeq and is a predicted model, not a curated record.
UACUUUUACGUUGGAUGACGAAGAAGACAGUUGUGUUUUUUUAUAACAAUUUUCAACGGAUUACAAAAAUGACUAGCUGCGUGCAGCAGCAAAAGGAUGAUGAGCAGUUGCUGGAGCAACUAAACGCCAGCGACGAUGAAAUGGAUGACUCAGGUGACAUCGCUGAGGAGGAGGAAAAAGAUAAACAAUUACUUACUGAGCCAACAUUCAGUUUUUCGAACAGCCAUGCGUGCUGGGUCUGCAACGGCUAUUACGGACCCAAUUUCGGUGAGCCGCUCUGCGGUGCCUGUCAUGCUUUUCUAUACAAUGCACAACGGGCUGAGGAGCUGCUAACCGAAUUGUCAGACGACGAAGACUCCGGCAAUGACGAGCCGCCUUUCAAGGACAAACAAGAGGACGAUGAAACUGAAAACGAUGCGGAUAUAAUGGGCUUCGAAGAUCUAGAAGAUGCGGCACCAGCUGCACCACAGCAGCAACAACAACCACAACAACAACAACAGCAUCCGCAACAAUUACAUCAACCGGCAAACAUUGAAGCUGAGCAUAUAGAAGAAGCACAGCCUGCGCAGCCACAGGCAGAGCCGCAAGUGGAACCACAAGCAUUGCCUGCGAGACGAGGCACACCGGAGCGUGAUUACGAGCAUGAACGUGCAGUAAAUCCAUUUUUAUUGCCGAUCAAACGGCCGCGCCCCGCCGCCCCACACGCUCUGCCCCAUUACAUGCUCGAACUGACCGACGGACGUGCUCGGGCGCAUGAAUACAAUGCAAACAACAGUGGAAACAGCAGCAGCAGCGGGAGCAGUGGCAGCAAGUGCAUCACAAAUCGCAUACCCGUCGAGGUGAUGUUGAAAAUAUUUGCAUACUUGGAUGACAUAUCGCUGUGGAUGGCCAGCGAAGUGUGUAAGCAGUGGAACGAGAUUAUUGUCAAGAAUACGGCUCAGACCAUGUGGAAGACCUACAUUAAGCAGCGCUGGCCGCUGUUCGAGUGCCUCGCCGAGCAACCGGACUGGUAUAAGUUGUAUGGAGCAUUGAUGUCGUCUUGCUUCUGUCGCACCUGCCUCAUCGAUCUGGGCAGCCAGUCGCCACCAGCUGGCGAACUGGGUAAUAUGAUACGCAAUAACUUUCUGCGCGGCGAAGCGAAUCUGUUGAAUAGCUACGAAGCGGAGGGCAUAUCGGCCAUACCAUUGGAUCGACAAAAUAACUAUUGGCAAGCAACGAUACUCGGUCCGCCGGGCAGCCCAUACGAGGGCGGCAAAUUCUUUCUCUUCAUAUACUUCCCGGAACGUUAUCCCAUGACACCGCCAACGGUGCGUUUUCUAACCAAAAUUCUUCAUCCGAAUGUGUCCAGGCAUGGCGAUGUCGGUAUCGAUAUAUUCCAGCAGCAAAACUGGUCACUGGCUCUAAAUGCAGCCAAGGUUUUGCUGUCGGUACAAAGUUUGCUCACAGAUCCCUACACUGACGUUUGCAUGGAGCCGGAGCUUGGCUAUAUCUACGAGCAUGAACGUUCCCGUUUCGAGCAGUUGGUACGUGCCUGGACAUGGAAAUAUGCCAUGCUGGAGCUAAUGGCACCGCAUUGAAAACAAUUUCAUAGCCUUGUUUUAGAAAGUGGACUGAAUGUUGGAAACAUCUCUUUUAAGUUGUUAUUUUUUAAAGUAUAUGUAUUACCCUAUAUGUAUUUAGUUUAAUGCAGCCAUUUAUAUUGGCCUCUCAACAAAACAUAAUGUUUAGUCAAAAUUAUGCUUAAUAUAUAUAUAUAACACUCGGAAA